Messenger RNA from Blastomyces dermatitidis ER-3, 435 nucleotides. RefSeq lists its product as uncharacterized. The record is from RefSeq and is a predicted model, not a curated record. Bases 1 to 435 code for a protein of 144 amino acids. The transcript has a single exon. NCBI's taxonomy places the organism in Eukaryota, Fungi, Ascomycota, Eurotiomycetes, Onygenales, Ajellomycetaceae.
AUGACGAAGACUUGGACUACUUCUCCGGAGAUGACUAUGGAAGAAGAUUAUGACGAUACCCCAAUAAAGCGCCAGCCCCAACGGAGAACCGCACAGCGGCUUCUACCACGACAAUCACUACAAAAGGAACGACAAAAUGACCGGCGUCAACGGCCCAUGAAAACUGCAUCAGCCCAAUCAGAGGAUAAAGCAAUGCAACCAUUGGAGCGCAUCGGACCACCAGAAACGUCAAUGGAUGGGCCAGUAACCUAUGCUCGUGCGCAGCGAGGCGAGAUCCCCAUGCGGGACGGAAAUCCGAAUCAGAAGCUCAACACUGCCGAGAAGCAUCAGGAAGAUGAACAGGAUGGUCUGAAAUUGAAGCUGGAGCUUAAUCUAGAUAUAGAGGUAGAAUUGAAAGCCAGUAUCCAUGGCGAUCUGACACUCGCUCUUCUGUAA